This is a messenger RNA of Cydia strobilella, 1503 nucleotides long. Its product is annotated as rRNA methyltransferase 3, mitochondrial. The transcript has 5 exons. Gene Ontology annotation, molecular function: RNA methyltransferase activity; RNA binding. Lineage: Eukaryota; Metazoa; Arthropoda; Insecta; Lepidoptera; Tortricidae. The record is from RefSeq and is a predicted model, not a curated record. Gene Ontology annotation, biological process: RNA processing. The coding region runs from base 176 to 1444 and encodes 422 amino acids.
AGCUGCUUGUGUACAUUGUGGUUAUAUACUCUUUGUACAUUAUUUAAAUUAUUUUAAGUAUCUUCACGUGUAAUUAUAGUAUUCUAUUAGUUUUAUCGCUAAAUUGAUCAUGCAUUAAGAUUCGCAAACGUUAAAAUACUAAAAAAUAUUGAUUUAACUGUGUAACGAGGGAAAGAUGUCCUUAACAAAUCUACAUCGUAUCGCUGUUCAGCUAGUUGCCCGGCAUCCAGUUCUCGAUACAGCAAGGUCUUAUAGCCGAUGGGCUCAUAGGAAUCCAGCCAAAGUAAUCUUACCUUACGAGCCAGAUUCAGAAGUGAAUUUGAAAAAGGAAAAGAUAAUUUCCUUAGAUCCUGGGAAGUUCAAUAAACUAAAAGAAAACAAAAAAGAAAAGAUUGCGGUAACAAACAGUUCUCAGAACGAUACAUCGCACAAACUAACUCCUGAAAAAUCAAAAGAAAUAAAGCAAAAACGAGAUGAAUUAAUGAAAAAGAGGAAGUUUUAUCUGAGCCAAGCAAAAGUGUUUGAUGAUAACAAUGAAAUUAUGUAUGAAAAAUUGAAAGACAACGAUGGAUGGUUAAGUUCCCUUCUUGUCAAAUUAAAAUCAAAGAAGGACAAAAUGCGCAGUGGACAGAUCCUGGUUGAAGGUUGGCGACUAAUAGUGGAUGGUCUUGAGGCCAAGUGUCCUCUUAAGUACAUUAUCUUUAGUAACACAGAAGAUUUACGUCAUUUGAGACCAUUUUUACCCAAGACUGGAGUGAAAUUAUUCAAGACUUCUUAUAAGGAGAUGUCAAUGUGGUCUAAUGUUGAGACACCUCCUGGAAUAUUUGGAAUUUUCGAAACACCUACACCACAAACUGUAAAAAUAUUGUCCAAGCCCUUACCAAUGCAGAUCAUAUGUGAUCAAGUUCGAGAGCCAGGCAACUUGGGAGCCAUACUAAGAGUAGCGGUGGGGUCUGGCUGUGAAAAAGUAUUGUUGACUAAAGGAUGUGUUGAUGUCUGGGACCACAAAGUUGUAAGAAGUGGCGCUGGCACUCACUUUCGACUACCAAUUUACACAUCUCUAGACUGGGAAGAUUUGCCUAAACAGCUUCCAAAGCAUACCUCAGUAGUCAUCGCUGACAGCAAUGCUAAGUUUGAUUUAGAUGCUGAUUUGUCUGACGAGGGAACUGCGCAAGGCACACUUCCAAUUUUGCCUUAUUAUGGAGUGGAUUAUGCUUCCUUAGGUCAUGUGUCUUUGAUUAUUGGUGGAGAGACUGAGGGCAUCAGUAAGGAUAGCUACAGGUUAGCAGCUACCCUGAAUGGUUUGCGAGUCAACAUCCCUCUACAAAGAGGCGUCGACAGCCUGAACACCGGCAUGGCCGCGGCGGUCAUCGCUUUUGAAAUCCGAAAGCAAUUCCUACAGGCCAGGCAAGCUAAAGGCAAACAGUCUGUCCAAGUAACUUAAACAAUUGUAUUAUGUAGACGUUAGUGAUAGUAAAGUAGUAAAUAUAAUAUGCCUAUUGA